UUGGCAAAAAGUGGAAUGUGAGGGAGCAAAACAAGUAACAAGGAUGAAAUGUCAAACGGUGCUUCUCUAACUUUUCAAACAUGCGUUCUGAAUUUUCCAAGAGUGGACGGACAUGUUCCUUCUACUUCUAGAUCUACAUGUUUGUUAAUUUAUAAAUGUCUUAACAUAAUAAUAAUUAGGCAGGAAGACGGAAGAGAACUGAGAGUUGAUGAUUCUAAAAUCUAAACACUUAAUCAGUAUCUAACUAUUCCAAAGUUGUGGUCGCAUGAUGUUUGGGUGCCGCAGCAACAUGUUCCUCUUCAACAACAACCAUGUUCUCGUUAGUACCUUUCUUCUCUUCCUAUCUCUGUUUCGUUCCUCAGCAACUCCCAUUUACAACGCCAAUUACUGCCCAAGCAACGCAUCGUACCAAUCCAACGCAACUUUCGAAGCCAAUCUAAGGGUUCUCCUCGCCUCUCUCGUCUCCAACGUUUCCAAUUCUGACGGCUCCUAUUACUCGGCCAUGGGCAUGGGAACCACAAGCGUCGCCAACGGCCAAUUCCUCUGCCGCGGCGACCUCUCCAUCGCCACGUGUCAGGACUGCAUCACCACCGCCGCCACCGAGAUAAGGCGCCGCUGCCCCAACAAAACGGAGUCCGUCAUAUGGUACGACGAGUGCACGCUCCGUUUCACCAACCUAUACUUCGCUCCCACCACCGUCUUCCCUGGAGCGAUGUUGCCGGAUGACAAGAACAUCUCUGCCUCCGACAUGGACAGUUUCAACCGCACGUUGUUCGGUUUGUUGAACGACUUGGUAGAAGAGACUGCGAAUUCCCACUCGGCGAGGAAAUUCUCCGCCGGCGAAAGCGAAUUCGCGAGGUCCUCGACGGUGUAUGGGUUCAUGGAGUGCGAGCCGGACUUAACGAGUGCUCAGUGUAAGGAGUGUUUGCAAAACGCCGUUUCGACGCUUCCGUCGUGCUGCGGAGGCAAACAGGGCGCGAGGGCUCUGCUUGUGUGGUGCAGUGUUAGAUACGAAUUGUACCGUUUUUACAAUACUACCGACAAAUCGCCUUCUUCAGGAAAUAAUAAAUCUGUAUUACGAAUAGUCUUGAUUGUUGUCUCUGUUGUUGUGUGGAUAAUUCUCUUGUGCUGUAUCGGCUAUUUCAUAUUGAAAAGAUCCAGGAAGAAAUACAGAACUCUUCUGAGGGAAAAUUUUGGAGAAGAAAGCGCCACUUUAGAGUCUUUACAAUUUAGCUUGACCACAAUUGAAACUGCCACAAAAAGGUUUUCACAUGAAAAUAAAAUAGGUGAAGGUGGAUUUGGGGCAGUUUAUAAGGCUAUCCUACCGGAUGGACGAGAAAUAGCCGUUAAAAAACUCUCACAAGGAUCGGGACAAGGUGCAACAGAAUUUAAAAAUGAGAUUUUAUUGAUAGCAAAACUUCAACAUAGAAAUUUAGUCACAUUGCUUGGAUUUUGUUUGGAAGAACAAGAGAAAAUGCUUAUUUAUGAAUUUGUACCCAAUAAAAGUCUUGACUACUUCCUAUUUGAUCCCUAUAAAAGUAGCCAAAUGAGUUGGUCACAACGCUACAAAAUUAUUGAAGGAAUUACACAAGGAAUUCUAUAUUUACAUGAACAUUCACGAUUAAAAGUUAUACACCGAGAUCUUAAACCUAGUAAUGUAUUAUUGGAUAAUAACAUGAAUCCAAAGAUUUCAGAUUUUGGAAUGGCAAGGAUUGUCGCUAUAGAUCAACAUCAAGGAAAAACAAAUAGAAUCGUCGGAACAUAUGGUUAUAUGUCUCCAGAAUAUGCAAUGCGUGGAGAAUUUUCUGAGAAAUCAGAUGUUUAUAGUUUCGGAGUUAUAAUUUUGGAGAUAAUUAGCGCAAAAAGAAACAUGAGUUCUAAUUUUCCAGAUCAUGAUGACCUCUUGAGUUAUGCUUGGGAACAAUGGAGAGGUCAAACACUAUUAAACAUAUUAGACUCAAAUAUUAAGGAAUCUUGCGAUCAGAGUGAAGUCAUUAAAUGCAUCCAAAUUGGUUUAUUAUGUGUACAAGAGAAGCCAUACGACAGGCCUACAAUGACACAAGUUAUUUCAUAUCUCAGUAGUUCUAUAACCGAGUUGCCAUAUCCUGAAAAACCAAUUAAUUCUAAACAAAGUGGAAUAGUUCAAAAAAGGAUGGUAGGAGAAUCGAGUUCAGGUUCGACAUUAUCAAAUAAUGAAAUGUCUCUGAGCAUGUUUUUAGAUUUUCUUACCAACAUGCUUCUCUUCAACAUCAAUUGUGUAACUGUAACCUCGUUUCUGCUCCUCUCUCUAUUGGGAUCACUCCCAUCCCCAACCUUAGGGUCUCCGAAUUACAACGACAUUUACUGUCCAAACAACGCAACCUACGAAUCCAACACCACAUUCCAAACCAAUCUCAAUGUCCUCCUCGCUUCUCUCACCUCCAACGCCACCCAAGGCGUUGACUCCUACGCCACCAUCAUGGGCUUCGGAACCACCAACGCCGUCAACGGCCUCUUCAUCUGCCGCGCCGACCUCUCCUCCGCCACCUGCCGCGACUGCGUCGCCACCGCCGCCGCAGACUUCACGCGGCGCUGCCCCAACCAGACGGAGUCCGUAAUCUGGUACGACGAGUGCACGGUACGUUACACGAACCGCUACUUCAACCCUACCGGCAUCGUUCCAAGGGCGAACCUGUGGGACGACAAGAACAUCUCGGCCUCGGAUUGGCGAAGCUUCAACCAAACGUUGUUUGGCUUGUUGAACAGCUUGGCUACCGAAGCUGCCGGUUCCCAGUCAGAGACGAAAUUCGCGAGCGGGGAGGUUAACUUCACGGCCUCUUCGCGCGUGUAUGGGUUGGCGCAGUGCGGGGUUGGCAUGACGAAUUCUCAGUGUGAAGCGUGUUUGGUGAAUGCCUCGAAAACUCUUGCCACGUGUUGCCAACGAAAACAGGGUGCAAGAGCUCUGCUUGCGUCGUGUAACGUUAGAUACGAAUUGUAUCAGUUUUACAACACUAGUGCUGCGUCCCCUCCGGUUUCUCCUGCUCCGCAAGGAAAGAAGAAAUCAGGGUCUCCAAGUGCUGUCGUAAUUGUUGUUCCUGUCGUGGUGGUUUCGAUAAUUCUCUUUUGUUCGGUCUGCUAUUUUCUCGUGAGAAGAUCAAGGAAGAAUUAUAACACUCUUUUAAAAGAAAAUUUUGGGGAUGAAAGUGCCACUUUAGAGUCAUUACAAUUUAAUUUGGCAACAAUUGAAGUCGCUACAAAGAAAUUUUCAUAUGAGAACAAAAUAGGCAGGGGAGGAUUUGGAGAGGUUUAUAAGGGUAUUCUUAUUGAUGGAAGACAAAUAGCUGUGAAAAAACUUUCUCGUAGCUCAGGACAAGGUGCCGUAGAGUUUAAGAAUGAGAUUUUACUGAUAGCUAAGCUUCAACAUAGAAAUUUGGUGGCAUUGAUAGGAUUUUGCUUGGAAGAUCAAGAAAAAAUGCUCAUUUAUGAAUAUGUACCCAAUAAAAGUCUUGAUUACUUUUUAUUUGAUCGUCACAAGACUAGAUUGUUAAAUUGGGAUGAACGUUACAAAAUUAUUGAAGGAAUUGCACAAGGAAUACUUUACCUACAUGACCAUUCAAGGUUGAAAGUUAUACAUCGUGAUCUUAAACCUAGUAAUGUAUUGUUAGAUAACAAUAUGAAUCCAAAAAUAUCGGAUUUUGGCAUCGCAAGAAUGAUCGCUUUAGAACAAGAUCGAGGAAGUACAAAUAGAAUUGUGGGAACCUACGGUUACAUGUCUCCAGAAUAUGCAAUGCACGGACAAUUUUCUGAAAAAUCAGAUGUUUUUAGUUUUGGAGUCAUAGUUUUGGAGACAAUAAGUUCAAAAAGGAAUGCUCGUUCUCUAUUAUCAGAUAAUGUUGACGAUCUAUUAAGUGAUGCGUGGAGACAAUGGAGAGAUGAAACACCAUUAAAAAUAUUGGAUCAAGAUAUAGAAGAAUCUAGCAAUCAUAAUGAAGUUGUCAAGUGCAUUCAGAUUGGUCUAUUAUGUGUCCAGGAUAAACCAAGUGAUAGACCAACGAUGGCAAAAGUUGUCUCUUAUCUUAGUAACCCUUUAGUUGAGUUGCCAUAUCCAGGAGAACCGACAAACACUAUGCACAAAAAAAUAUUGAAAAAGAUGGUAGCAGGAGAGGUGAGUUCAAGUUCUACAUUUGUCAAUGAAAUGUAUUCCUCACUAGAACGAGGUUCUACAUCCUCAAUUGAUUCUUAGAAUUCAUGUAAUUUGUUCAUCAAUCUAUCUAGUUUAGAUAUACCAUGUACCACUUAUGAGUUUGAUUAUUUUUUAGAAGCAACUUCAAUUAGUCUUGAACUCUAAAACAUGAGCACACCAAAAUUCGUGUUGUACUUGUAUCUGAUACAUGUUGAGUACUCAAGGCUACGUAUUAGGUAUGUACUUGAUAUAUUUAAAAAAAAGUGCAUACCUAAUUUGGGUACGCAAAUAUAUUUUUUGAUUAUGUAUCAAGUAU
Molecule: messenger RNA, 4478 nt
Organism: Cajanus cajan (pigeon pea)
Lineage: Eukaryota; Viridiplantae; Streptophyta; Magnoliopsida; Fabales; Fabaceae
Product: cysteine-rich receptor-like protein kinase 25
Biological process (GO): protein phosphorylation; defense response to bacterium
Cellular component (GO): plasma membrane
Molecular function (GO): ATP binding; protein serine/threonine kinase activity
Source: RefSeq, a predicted model, not a curated record